UAAACACAUUUUUUUAGUGAACCAGAUAAAAAAUUAUUUAGUAAUGUCUAUUUUGAUCAACUCCAUGCAGUUUGGAUGUGAAAGCUCUUAAGUAAAGCUUCUAUCACAAAAACUAACCUUUAUCACCUAUUUCUAAUGGUUGUUGCGAUAUUAAGUCUUAUGAACUCUCAUGCAACUUUGCUGCUUUUGUAGUUGACGUGAUUAAAUUAUUUAAACUAGUUACCGUACUAUCUUUAAUAUUUUAAAGAUACUUAUUAUGUGGACAAAGUCUGAUUAGAUGUUAAAUAUUUAAUAGAUUUAGGAAGGGGUUGGUGUUGGGUCUUUCUUAAUGAAAGAUUGAUUAACAAUUUUAUUUGAAAAUUGAGAUAUAAAAAAAUAUAUUUAUAAGUUUUCAAAAAAGUAACGAAGUAUAUCAUUGGAAUUGCUGUUCACCAAGCUUUGAUCCAAACUAUUCUUUUUUUCCUGUAUUUCACUGUUAAUAAGUAUUCAUCAUCAUGAACAGCUACUCUAUCCAUCGUCGAAUGUAAGCUUUCCUUAGAUAUGUCCAUUUAAUUAUGUUUGUUGUUUUUUGCAUUCAUUCGUGACCAGCCAGUCGCUUGAUGUCAUAAGUCCAUCUGGUUUGAGGCCUGCCUAUAUUUCUCUUGUUUGCUUUUGGUCGCCAUUCAAUAAUUCGCUUUGUUAAACGGUUGUCUUUUAUUCUUCCUAUAUCGCCUCCCCAGGAGAUUUUUGAUUCAGAUUAAGAAUCUUCUGAUGAUGGUGCUGCUUUUGGUCUCAGUUUUUUAUUUUGGACUCCACUGGGCUCCGGUAGUUCAUCUAGGGGAACUGGUGUUGGCGAUGAUGUUCAAUAUGUAUCCGGCACAGAAGACACAUUAUCUUGAUAUUGUUUAACUACUGGUAUAAAUAUUAAUUCUUCUUCACAAAAAACAUCAGGAUUAAAAGCAAAGAUCCCUGUGGUUCGAAAACCAUUUACAGCCUUCUCAAUAGCGCAGCCUUACUAAUGACAUUUUUAACAAGUUCCGCAACGUCUAUUGUAUUGAUUUUCUCAUAUUUUUUUUUUGUUUUAUAUACUCGUCACAUUCUUGGUAGUAAGCUGUUUUGAAUGGAGAAAAAAACGUUAUAUUUAGAGGUUUGAGAUGGUGGAAGGCAUGCGGUUUAUCGGUGUAUCAUAUGUAUGUAUCCGAACCAGAUAAGUUGUUUUGUUGUUAAGUCAUCUGUGAUUGUUUGUUUGAUUCCCAAUAUUUCUCUAAUGCGUUCAUUGGUAAUCCUUUCUCUUCUAGAUCUUCCUGCGGCACUUCUCAAAAAAUCAAUUUCCUUCGCUUUCAGCGUUGCCAAUGUUCUUUCUUUCAGUGGCCAUACCUCACAGCUGUAUAAAGUGAUACUUUUUACUAUAGUCUCAUAUAUCCUCUUUUUAUUUUCUUUGCUGAUGGAUUGGUCCAAUAAUAUGCUGAUUUACAUUGUGAUGGCUUUUCUCCCUGGCGCAUUGCUCUCUCUUAUGGCUUUGUCUAAUGUUCCAUCUUGUGAAAUAGUGUUUUUUGUGUUACUUUUUGAAAACAAUUAUUUUUGUGUUGAAAAUUCAAAAAGUGAAAUCAUUCAAAAAUGAUUUCACUUUUCUGGACUAUAUUUUCGAAAAGAAAAUUUAACCAACAAACAGAUGUAUAAUGGCAUUCUCAAUUUUAAUUUUUUUUAUUAAAAAUCCAAACAAAACGAAACCUUAGCUAAUAACAUGUAUAUUAUUAUAGUUAUUUGUGGAUUUUUUAUUUUUUGUGGCGUCGUCGUUUAUACAUGGG
Molecule: messenger RNA, 1787 nt
Organism: Diabrotica balteata
Lineage: Eukaryota; Metazoa; Arthropoda; Insecta; Coleoptera; Chrysomelidae
Source: the annotation of a GenBank genome assembly